AUGGCCAUUCUCGAGGAUCUUGGUCUGGAGGUCAAGGUCCUCGUCAACAACUCGCCGUUGCAGGAGUACGAAGACAAUGACACGGAAUCCACAGACGACGGCUUCGGCGACGAAAUUCGCAAGUGUCGACGCUAUGUGGAGGUGGUCGGCGACACCGAGUUUGGUGUACAGUUUCGUGUCACACCGAACAGCAACUACCUGAACAGCAACAGGCAGCGAUUCCGGUUUGAAAUUGACUUGGAUGACCACGAAGAGCUCCGAGGUUUCUUGUUGAGAUCGAAGGGUGAACCAGUCUUGAUCGAGGGCCAAGUCGACUACGAUGGCCAAACGUAUGCCAUGCGCAAGUUCCGGUUCGCUACCAUGUCCACCGUCGAUGACGAUGACAUGAUGCGUGUAGAAAAGGACAAGGAGAUUGCCGGACUCCUUGGACUCAUUCGUGUCCGCGUUUGGCGUGCCGAAGUCAUUGAGAGCAACUUACCGGGAAGUCCAAGUCAGACUAUUGGAUUUGAUGAGACAGAGCUUCAGUUGGCUGAGAAAGCUCUAAAGGGCAAAGCACUUUCUCACAGGGUUACGCUCUCUGAUGCAGUCCCAACCAUAGGUACUACCUAUGCGACGUCCACAUUUGUGGACCCUGUCAAUGUUCCGCUGGCCGUUUUUUACUUCAAAUACCGCUCGAAAUGUAGAUUGCUCUCCAAGAACAACUGA
Messenger RNA from Diaporthe amygdali, 705 nucleotides. RefSeq lists its product as uncharacterized. The transcript is spliced from 4 exons. Lineage: Eukaryota; Fungi; Ascomycota; Sordariomycetes; Diaporthales; Diaporthaceae. Bases 1 to 705 code for a protein of 234 amino acids. The record is from RefSeq and is a predicted model, not a curated record.